CAGCUACUGAAUCUCCAAUGUCAGAAUUGAAAAACGUAUUCAAGAACAGAAACAUUGGAAAAGAUACAGCAACAUCUUCCCCGAACGCCACAAUAGAAAAGAAAAAUCCACCAAAAGUCCAAACAAAACCGAUGCAACCAACAAAACCAGUUCAGCCAAAACAACCACCAAUCGCCUCCAAACCCGUUCAACCAAAUCAAAUGAAACUAAUUCUACCAAAGAUAGAAGCGAGUUUAAAAUCUCCUAAACCUAUAAAAACUACUAUAUCACCACAGAAACCUCCUUUAGUGAAAAAACCGCCGCCAACAGUGUCGAACGCUUCACAAAAUUCAAAAUGGCCUCCUGUUUUAACAGAAACACAACAGGCGCCAAAGUUGAUUCCUGUGAAACAAAAAGUCCAAAAGUCGAUUCAGAAAAGGCCGUUGCCAAAACCUGAUGCAAGACCGUUACCGCCGGAUCCGAUUCUAGAGGAUGAUGAUAUGCCAAUAUAUCAGAUGGCUGACGAAGAUGACACACCAGAGGCGGAAGAUGAUGAAGAAUGGACAUACGAACCACUAGAACAAUACAACAUAUACAAUAUGUAGACUAGAGUUAAUAUCGUCGGGUGAUAAGCAAAGUCACUAACUAACAU
This is a messenger RNA of Cydia splendana, 631 nucleotides long. RefSeq lists its product as uncharacterized. The record is from RefSeq and is a predicted model, not a curated record. Lineage: Eukaryota; Metazoa; Arthropoda; Insecta; Lepidoptera; Tortricidae. The transcript has 3 exons. The coding region runs from base 18 to 584 and encodes 188 amino acids.